CAAAAAGACCAUGCGAGUGAUGCGACAAUGCGACAUUGAAUGUGGAAUAUUGGUUCAGGAAUAUAGUUUACAAAAUCUAUUAUCAGAUGAUGAUGAUGUGCAUUAGCAGAGGAUAGACGAAGCUGAAGAUGAAGAUGAUGAUGACGAUGCGCAGCUGCAGCACAAGAGGUAUGCGUUCUUCUUGUCUUGCUAUCAACAAUUUCAAAGCCCUGUUUCAUUCGAGAGAAACCCAUCGUCCCAUAGUGAGCAGUGUUGAAGAUGCCGUGAACAUGUUCGACGAAAUGCUCCACUCACGUCCUCUGCCUCCUAUUAUACUCUGCAAUCAAAUCUUGACUGAACUCGUCAAAUUGGAGCACUGCUCGGCAGUCGUCUCUUUGAAUAGACAAAUGGGUCUGGUAGGAAUCGCUCCUAAUCACUACACUCUGUCUAUUCUCAUCAACUGCUAUGCACAUCUGCAUGAAAUGGGUUUCAGCUUGUCUGUCUUGGCACAGUUCUGUAAGUUGGGUCUUGAACCAACUGUCAUCACAUUCAACACUCUCAUCCACGGCUUUGUUCUCGACGAUAAUCUGCGUGAUGCUGCCCGAAUCUUCAUCAAAAUACUGGAGGCAGAUCAUUUUAAGCCUGAUGUGUAUAGUUUCACUACACUUAUCAAGGGUUUUUGCAUGGAUACACUCAUUGAUGAAGCGUUGAAAGUCUUCGCAGAAAUGAUUGAUGCUGGUGUUGCUCCGAAUGUUGUCACUUACAACUCAUUGAUUCACGGACUUUGCAAUGUAGGCCAGUGGAAACAAGCUACAAGGUUGCUUAAUGACAUGUCGAGUAAAGGCGUUUUUCCAGAUGUCAUCACCUUCAGUGUCUUGGUUGAUACAUUGUGUAAGGAGGGGAUGGUUGUCAAAGCCGAAAAUGCAGUUGAUAUGAUGAUUCAAAGAGGUAUUGAGCCUAACACGAUUACUUACAACUCACUUCUGCACGGUUAUUGUUUGCGGAGACAAAUGGAUAAGGCAAGACAGGUUUUUAAUCUUAUGAUUAGCAAGGGCUGCAUUGUUGAUGUUUGGAGUUGCAGCAUAUUGAUUCACGGGUAUUGCGAGGAUGAACAGAUUGAUCAGGCUAACAUGAUUUUUACGGAAAUGUGUCGUAUGGAACUAGCCAAUACUGUUACUUAUAACACUAUUAUUGAAGGCUUUUGCAAAGCGGGGAGAAUCCAAGAAGCUCAAAAGUUGUUCUCUGAAAUGCAAGCAGGUUGUGGCCAACUUCCAGAUGUGAGAACAUACAAUAUAAUGAUUCAUGGACUCUGUUACCACCGCUUAGUAACUGAAGCAGAAAAGCUGCUGACAGAAAUGGGAGGGAAAGGAUGUCCUCCAAAUGGUUGGACCUAUAAUAUCAUUAUCCGAGGUUUGUUAUAUAACCAUGAGAAAUCAUGGGCUAUGAAACUUUUUCAUGAAAUGAGGAGGCGUGGUUUCUCUGCACAUGCAUCAACUAAAGAAUUGAUAGUCACUUUUGGUCUAAGGAUGUAGUCGGGUUGUUGCAAAGCAGGGGAAUUCAAGAAGCUGAGAAGUUGUUAUUUAAGGUUCAAGGUUGUGGCCAGUUUCCGGAUCUUCCAAAUUAUGCUGUGUACUUAACGUAUCAGCAACUCUCUGCUGCAAGUAAAUUGCUUAAAGUGACGGAAGCACAACAAACUGAAAUUUACAGCUCCAGAGAGGAUGCCACAGCAAAGGAUUUGGCCCAUUUGGAAGCCAAAGGCAAAGAAUACUGCUUUUGAAGUGGAGCAAGACAUUCUACCUAUCAGCGAUACCAAAUUCAAUCAUAUGUUGAUGAUAGCUACCUUGCAAGGCCUUUGGAGGAAUGCAGAAUGACUAUUUAUGAAGAAAGGACUGCUGCUUUCAGAGCUGCACAGGGGCUUCAAA
Molecule: messenger RNA, 1901 nt
Organism: Argentina anserina (silverweed cinquefoil)
Lineage: Eukaryota; Viridiplantae; Streptophyta; Magnoliopsida; Rosales; Rosaceae
Product: pentatricopeptide repeat-containing protein At5g41170, mitochondrial-like
Exons: 3
Coding region: 129-1511 (460 amino acids)
Molecular function (GO): protein binding
Source: RefSeq, a predicted model, not a curated record